This is a messenger RNA of Colletotrichum destructivum, 351 nucleotides long. Its product is annotated as Putative mycotoxin biosynthesis protein UstYa. The record is from RefSeq and is a predicted model, not a curated record. The coding region runs from base 1 to 351 and encodes 116 amino acids. Gene Ontology annotation, biological process: mycotoxin biosynthetic process. The transcript is spliced from 3 exons. NCBI's taxonomy places the organism in Eukaryota, Fungi, Ascomycota, Sordariomycetes, Glomerellales, Glomerellaceae.
AUGGGCAGCGAUGUGUCAAACACGAAGAUAUACUUCCGUUCUGUGACGCCUGCACUGUCUGCUGUUGAGUGGCGUGAGCACAAAUUAUCCCUCGAGGACCGCAUCCAAGAGAAGGGCUCCUUCUCCGGCCGCCCUCGCCCAGACCUUGACAAGGCGUGGCACGAUCUGCUAAACGCCGAGAACAUCGACAUCGAGCCCGAGUACAUGCGGCACCUGGGCAGGGAGAACAACGGCAUUGCGGCCCCGGAUGGCAACAGCUACCUCAGCACGCUCAACAUCUACCACAAGAUCCAUUGCCUCAACCGUAUCAAGCAGUUCAUGUGCCCGGACUACUACUUUCCGGGCAGCUAG